GCACGAUGCCUCUCUAAACUCCUUACCCACCGCUGCGGACGCCGUCUGACCAUUAUUUAAUGGUAGACUCAACAUCUGGACCUUACACACCAUCUUCCACGCUUCUCAAGCCGUUGGCAAACCGUAAUGUUCAGAUCGGCGACGACACGGAUCGCCCACAACGCGCACGUCCCGGUGCUAGCCCAGGCUGCGAUCAGCAAGGACCUCAAAGCGCUGCAGGAGCUCAUAAAUGCUGAGAAGGCAGUACAGCAGACCCUGCAGAGGCUCGGCGGUGAUCUCACUAAAGCAGCGGAAGCCGCCAAAGUAUGGGCAAGCGGAGAAGGCGAUGAUCUCGGGGAUACCCUUACGGCAUGCACAGCAUUGCUACUGCACUUCGCGAACGCCCUUAACCGCUUCUCGACACACACCGGCACCGUGCGAGAACAGAUGAAGCAGGUGCGCACGCGCGAGGAGAACCUCGACGAGCUCAAGAAGCGCAGGAAGUCGCUAGUGUCCAAGGCGGACUCGGCUGACAAGAAACUCAGCAAGAUGAGCGGCGAACACAAGAACUUCCAGUCUCAGGCGGACAGUCUGAACAAGCUCCGUGAGGAAAUUCGCGCAAUGGACACCGAGAUCCUCGAGGAGGAGGCGAGCCUCGCCGACCUCAAACGUUCGAACGCUCGGAGUUGGAUGGGGACCAAGCUCGGUGCGCUUGCCGAGUGCUGUGAGAAGGGCUUGAUUGUGAGUGAUAUAGGCAAGCUGAUCGUUGCCGAGAUACCUCAAAUGAAGAGCGAGCCUGGCCUUCCUCGUCCAUACUACACUGGUCACGCGAAUACCGAAGCUCUGGUCGCCGAAGGCAGGCGCAGAAUUGAAAGCGUCACGUUCUCAACUGAUCCCUCCGUGGGCGUCCGCCAACCAUCAGGGUCAGAACUUCCGCCUAUACCAGGCAGAGUAUCACGCUCGAGCUCAGUACAAUUUGCGUACGGCAAUGUCCCAUCCGUGCCCAGCACACCAGAUCCUACUUUACGCAACAGUAAUGGCACUCACUUCAGCCAGGUCUUUAUGUCACCCGCGGGCACGUCGUACAUCGGACUACCUGAAGUUGGGUCUAGUACCCCUGGCCUGGGGAUGACGGCUCUCUUGGAGUCUGGUGGGUCGCCCUACCAGCUCCCGCGUUCGCCUCCGCCUGGCUCUGUAGUGACAGCCGCGGAUCCCUACGACCCGUACGCCGCAGUGACCAAACAGACCCAGUACACUGGGUACACCCCAACCACAAUGGACGAAUUUGGCGUUCCCCCAAGCCCAGCGUACGCGCCACGCACCUCGUCCCUGCGGAACUUCAACGACGGCUCUCCUGCGCCGUCGCCCAUGGGCCCGCGUGGCGCCCGCUUCGCAACGUUCCCGACGAAGAAUGCAAUCACCGGACCGCGUCCGCAGUCCGAAGCGUCCAGCUCGUCAUUCGUGCCGGCGCCGCCGCGGCUUGACGCCCGGGUGCCGUCGCUCGAGAUUGACCGCGAGGCAGACACAUCGUUCUCGUCGAGCGUCGCCGAGGCGCUCGGCGACGAGUGGCCAGAGCGCGACAAACACACGACGGCGACGGGCGCGCAGCCGGGGAGCAAGGCGUACGAGAGCAAGAUGUACGCGACGAACCACGACUACCCGUUCCCGCCCCCGCAGUACACAGCCGUGUCCGACGUGACGCUCGGUGCGAUCGUGGAGCAGCCGACGGGGACGGCGGGACGUGGCGAGCAGCGCGACGUGCAAGUCCCUGGAGAACCACAAACCAAUCAAGGCGCCGUCGCUGAGAAUCCCUUCGGCGACAACGAACCAUCUGUUGCUGAGGGCGCAGAAGAGUCAGCGCUUGCAUAUAUGUCACCACUGUCGGAAAACCGUGCCUCGCUGCCGUUGUCAUCCGAUCAUAGCCACGAAGGGAGGCGGGUCAGGUUUGAAAGCUCCGAUGUCUCCGCCGACGCUGAGUCUCCGAAUGUUGCUAUGCCUGAGCCCACCACUGCGGGCGAGAUACGCGCUCAGUCGCCUCCUGCAAGGGCUGAUGUUACUCUCGCACAAAACGCUACAAUUCCUGCGCGGUCGCCUCCUCGCUCGCCCGUUGUCUCGUUCACUGCUGCUACCCCAGAAAUCCCGCAGACGACGUCGUCGCCGCCUCUCCCCACGUCUCCGGAAGAGGAAGAGAAGGCUCUGAAUGCGGCUGCGGCGCGUGAAGUUUCGCGAGAGCUGGACGCGCUCAUGUUCAACUCGCCCCUCAAGACUUCUGACCCACCAAGGUCUGCCCCAAAGCCUGAUCCACUUGAGGUGCCCGAUCGACCAUUCGUACGGCGGCAUACGCCUCGCCGCUCGAGCGUUGGUGGGGACUCUAUAACACCACCUACAAGCCUACGAAACGAGCCAUCGUGGACCAGGGAGCGGGACCGCUCCAUAGUUGCAUCGUCUCCGACAUCUGCAGCACCGCACUCUCCGACAGCCAGCAGCUUGCAUGACCACUCGGCAGACGGACACUCAGACGCACCUGCACCUGCACCCGCUCAGCCGCCGCCGCCGCCGCCCAUAACCGUUCCUCCAGCUUCCUCGUCGCCUGCACCAUCCUCGACAAUGAGCACGCCGUUUAGGACCCCGCUCUCCGAGUACCCCCCGCCGCCCAAGGGCGGGUCGUUCUACAACUUGCCCGGGGCCUCUACCUCGGGCAGCGUCGCGCCGGGAGGGGUACGCACGAUCAGUGCCGCAGCGUUCAAGCGGCAGCUGCGCAGCCCGUCGUCGCCCCCGUCGCAGGAUACGGCGCUCAGCGGCGGGACGAGCCCCCUCAACGUAUACAAGCGUGCGCUGGGCUCCCCGCAGCCUCCGCCGCGCGUGCCUGGCUACGCGGGCUCCCCUACCACCGAGCCGCGCAGUCGGUCAGUGUCGGUGACGUCUGGUGCGCGCCAGCAGGGCGGCGGGCACCAGGAGGAAGACAGUUACGACUACAUCUCGGCGUACAUGGACGAUGUUCAUGCGGAUGCUGGUGAGGGUCAUGGGCAUGAGUGAGGUCAUCACGAACUUGCGGUCUGGGGGUGUUUGGUAAUGGGAGGAGUGUCGUUUGGGUUAUAAUUUAGCGAUACCUACGACCUGGUUUGUUCCCUUUUUUGUUUCCACACGGAUGGUUGUAUUUAUACUCGGAUCAUAGUGUUAAUGUAUCUGGCAUUGCCACGAUAUUUGUUAGCUCAACACGACAAUUC
Molecule: messenger RNA, 3206 nt
Organism: Phanerochaete carnosa HHB-10118-sp
Lineage: Eukaryota; Fungi; Basidiomycota; Agaricomycetes; Polyporales; Phanerochaetaceae
Exons: 6
Coding region: 127-3015 (962 amino acids)
Biological process (GO): negative regulation of protein kinase activity; eisosome assembly; endocytosis
Cellular component (GO): eisosome filament; plasma membrane
Molecular function (GO): lipid binding
Source: RefSeq, a predicted model, not a curated record